GUUGUUUCACGUUAUAACGCGAGUGUGUGUAUAUUUCUCCUCGCGCGCACCCGUGUUUCUUUCGUCGUCAGAUAAUACUCCGAUUAAAUAUCAAUCGGUUCUCCAAUACGAAUAUUGUUGAGAAAACAAUAAAACAACGACUCGUGUUCUCGUUGAUCGAGAAAAACGGUGCGGCGAGGGUUAAGAUCAUAUAUAAUAAAUAGAGAACGGGGGAAAACACGUUACUUUUUCCAGAUAAUAACUCGGCGAAGUUUUGCGUGUGUCGUCGUUGAGCGGCGAGCGUUCGCAUACGUACACACUCCCGUACUUGUGUGUAUUAACACAGGGAAGGGGUCAGAAGGAAGAAACGAACGAGAGUUUUGGGACGAGGUCGUAGUGUGCGUUUGUGUACGCGUGUGUACGUGUUUCUCUGUUCCACGGAGUUGGUACGCGUGUGUGACAAUACCCGAAGCAAUGUAUAAUCGUGUAGUGACGUCACACAGCUAAUCAAGUGCACACACGUAUACACCGAGUUCUUCUAUCGUGUUUCUUGGCCCAUCAAGAGAGGGCGGAAGGAAGAGAAGUAAAAAUGAAGAAACAUUGUUAAAAACGUCAAGGUUACCGUGUAAAAUAGUGAAUAUCCAAUUUUUUUUCUCCUCACCUCCCCAUUUCCGUAUAACGAAAAGCACGUUUUCAUUCCUGAAGCAAAAUAAAUCGAAUCUCGUGUUGUAUUUUGUGCGGGCAUAAAAUAAAUAGAAGGAUAAGCAUAGAGAGGCUGAAAUAUAAUAAUUAAGAUUUUGGAGGCUACGUAUAGCGAGCAAAGUUAUCACGAGAAGAGACUACUGGUUUCGAAUAACUGUGCAUGUGUGCGCGCAACAGUGUCGGUGAGAGCGAAGUUUAUACACGUUUACGAACGAAGGACAGUCUUUCUCGUGCUCUCUCUUUCUCACACUCGUUCGCUUGAUGAAACCUCUCGACUGCUGUACGCAUGUGCAGCGCGAGACACGCACGUUUUUAUCUCGAAAAAAAACACGUACACACUCACGCGCUUAUGCACGGGAGUAACUUGCAUAUCGUCGCCUGUGUCGGGACAAAAAAGUGUCGAAUUUCCUGAGAUUGCCAAUGAAUAAGUGUACUGGAAAAGUGAUUCAUUCUUCGUUGACUGAAAAUAGAAACGGUUUCUUCCGUAACCGAAAUUUUCGCACUCCGUAAGAGUUGCAUAAAAAAAAAAAAAAAAAAAAAAAAACAGUGAGACACACGUGCUUUGCAGCCACCAACGGUGUGUCCCAACGAGAGAAUAGUAUAUCGCGAAACUCUCCUCGUUGUGUCGAGGAAAAAAGUAGUGGGGGGAAAACACCGGAGAGAAUUGUAGUGCGUUCGAUCGCCGUGGCGCCCCGCGGUGUUUUUUCGACGGGAGGAAGACUGGGCCCGUGGCCAUAACCUACGCGAACCGGCAAAAAGGAGAGAAGGCAGAGGUUGCGAAAAAACGAACGGAUAGCGAAUCGUCGCUCUGUCUGUCUCUCUCUCGUGAAUAUCUCUGUGCUUAGUACUCGAUUCACUCUCGACGCGAUAACAUCGUCAAGUCUCUUUUCGCGUCUUUCGGAUAUUCUCUCGAGUGAAACAAUAUAUUCGUGACUGCUCAGUCGCGAACAAGAGGGGACGACAAAUUUUCGUUAUACACGAGCGUGCGUAGUGAAAUACGCAGAUAUUUGUGCGUAGUGAAAUAUCGAUAUACGUAUAUACAUGUGCGUGUCGUAUAUACACAAAAAUAAAUAUAAAAUCAAAUUGAUAAAUAAUUUGAUUGCGUGGGAUCGAGUGAUAAGAAAAAUUCAGCAAUAUUGUGAGAAAUAAAAAAGUGUUCUCGCGUUCUAGCCUCAAGUGGGUGGUUUUGUUCGUUUUUUUUUUUUUUUCAAAUUUUUUUCCCUUCCAACCAUGUUGUUUAGUGCAUCUGGUACGCGAAACGCGAGAGAACACGGGCCAGUGUGCCCGGUAAAUCUAAAUCUCGUUGACAAUCCCCUCGAUUAUUAGUAAAUUUACGAGGGGAAAAAAACACCGCGAAUUUCGAGAUCCUGCUUUCUCGAGAGAAAAAAGUCGUGCGUUUUUCUUGUUUUCUUUCUGUGCCGAUCAGAACGAGUGAGUGCGCGAACGAGAGGCAAUACCCAAACGCCCAACGAGAAACGACGUCACAUUGAUUGUGUGCGUCCUCCCCUCUCCCCGCUCCCUUACCGAAUACCCGCAACCUCAACUCCUCUCCCCUUUUACCCCACCCUGCCCCCCCCCCCCCCCCCCCCACCAAUCGCCGCUCUACGUCUCGACGUCAGAUGAUAGAGUAACCAUCUUCCACAACGCGAAACGUUUCUCCGCUGCGUUUUUUUUUCAUUUCCCAAACCGCGAAGAAACUCGAUAAUCGAGGCAGUUCCGGGCGGCGGACGAUCGUCCUGUGAGCGGGAGGAAAAAACCCGAAGUCCUGCGCACGGGCAAUUUUGUUUUUGGAUUAUAAAGUGACAAAGUGGUGAUUGUGCGACUGUUUCAGUGAAUUCGCAUUGUUUGUCGUUCAUUAUUAUUUUUUCUCACCUUUUUUUUUUAUUCUACCGAAAAAAUUAUCUCCCAUUCGACAGCGUCAAGCGAGACGAGUGAAGAACCGAUAUUCGCGUGUUUUCCUUUUUUCUUUUCCCCUCGCAUUUGCACGAAAGUGGUGCGCCCGACGUUCGCAACGUGCACAAGACAAAAAGACGAAAGGAGAAAUAAUCGGCGUGCUUUUUAUAUAGUUUUUUAAUAUAUUGCGGGGAUUUUGAAAAGUGCGUGCGAGAAUAAACAGCGCUACGACGGAUCACCAUCGGCAGUUUUGCGCCGCGCCCACCCCCAAUGAGAGGAGGCACAUGUCCAUUUCUGCCGCUGAAAAUGCAGGGCCUGGCCCGGGUGACCUACAAGACCCGUUGUGGGUCAAAAUGAGUGCAAUCACCGGCAACAACACCAAGAAGAGGAAAAAAUCGGAUGCAAAGCCGCAGUCGCAGAUUUCCAGUAAUAAGUGCCUUAACGAGAAACGACGACGGACCCUGGAGAACACGUUCAUCGAUGAGAUCGAGGAGCUGAUUACCGCCACGGACAUGAGCUCUGGCAAGACUGACAAAUGUCAGAUUCUCCAGAGAGCCGUCGAUAAAAUUCGGCACAUAUGCGAACAAGAGGGCUCCAAUAGUCAUGCUGUUCAACAGGGAGAAGUUUCCUCCUCAAAUCCGAACAUAUUGUCCAACGAUCAAGUUGGCCCGAUUGUGCUCGAGGCGUUAGAUGGCUUUCUGUUUGUCGUUAGCGCCGAGGGCCGCAUCGAAUACGUUACGGAUAAUAUAAAGCAGUAUAUAAAUUAUUCUAAGGACGAUGUUUUCGGAAAGGAUAUUUAUAAUAUUAUUCAUCAUGGGGAUCACCAAGCCUUCGUGGAGAGCCUGCCGAUGUUAUUAGGUUGGACCUGCGAUCCCCAGCCACAAACGAGAAAAGGGAGCUUCAAUUGUCGCUUUCUCGUCAAGCCCGAUGAUAAGGACGAGACUAUGGAACAGAAGCAACAGCGCGUAUCUCAGUACGAAACAAUGCAAAUAUGCUCUGCCCUGUUACCAAUAAAUACUAAUCGUCUUGAAAGCGGUGAUGUGUCAUCGGAAUCGUCGGACAUUGGUCCUUGCGUAAUGUGCGUUGCACGAAGGAUAUCCAGCAACGAAAAACCAGUUGGCGCUACCAUCGAACAGUUUUCCGUUAAAUCGGACAUCAGCGGGAAAAUAAUAGCGGUCGAUAAUAAUGGACUGUCUACUUCUUACUCAAAGUACCUAAACGAGGACCUGGUUGGAACAACAAUACAGGACUUGUGUCAUCCGCAUGAUCUCAGUAAAUUAACUGCUCAUUUGAAGGGCACGACACAGACCGGUGAGGGGACGAGUUCCAUGUAUCGGUUGCGCAUGUGCUCUGACAAGUUCCUUAACGUCCAAACAAAGUCAAGACUUUUCAAAGGAAAUGGCAUGAACGAAUCGGAUUUUGUGAUGUCCGCCUAUUCGAUUGUCGGGGACAAUGACUUAACGGCUAGCGAGGGUGGUCAGCUUUCCAACAACAAAAUGUGCUCGGGACACUCUAGUAACCGUUGUGCGAGCAAUAGUAAUAACAAUAAUGGUAACAAUAACAAUAACGUGGGUGGGCCGUUGAUGUCGAUCGGUCAUGUAAACGGUCAAGUGAGUGGUUUAAGUGGUGGCCGGAGUGGCGGCGUCGGGAUAACGUCCUCGUGCACAACGUCGUCGAGCGUGUCUGUCGUUGGCGGGGGUGGUUGCGUUGGAUCAUCCGGCGGCGGUAACGGGGCUGGUACGACAAACAGUACAAUUUCGUUUGGUAGCGUCGACAAUUCGAACAAUUCAAUUGGUUCGUUGAUUCCGAACAAUCAGUACAACCAGUUUACGAGUGGCAUGGAUCUGGGGUUUGAGCUUUUUCCAAGUUCCACGUGGGACUUGGCCGGUAGCAGCAACGCCUGGCCUACCAAUGAUAAUAGGCCAGAAUCGAGAGAUAGCGGUUGCGGUGGUCAAACGAUAUCCCGACCACCUUCCCAACCAAACGUACAAACUCCGAGCCCGCAGGGAACGUACUCUUCUUCGAAUACGGCCAUCAUACCGUCUCAUCGAAGCCCCAUGCGUCCAUACAGCCCAUCUAUCAACGUCAACGUUGCCACUCACAACUUCAGUAAUUCGUUCCCAUUCAGUCCUCUUCAGGAAUCGCAAAGCGGAAUGUCCAACACGAGCGUUCCCAUCGUCAACGCAAACGGUGCGAAUCCCGCUGGCGCCGCCGUUCUUCCUGGAUCCAGUGGACCGUCCUCGGUUCCCGGGCCUCCGAAUCCCACCGGGAAUGGACUACCCGGAACAUCGACCUCCGCCAGCAAUUCCAUCAUCCCUGGCAACAACAUCGUUGGACCGUCGACCAGCAAAAGGCACGAGGACAACAAAAAUUCCAACAACUCAUCCACCCCCAUGAACAUUCAUGGUAACGUCAGCCACGACGUCAAUAAUCCAACGAGCCAUUCGUCCCAAGCCUGCCAUGAAACUCAAAACAGUGUUGUGCCCACGGAAUCUGGUAGACUGAGAAACUUGCUCACCAAAAGAACAAGUGUCAGUGACGAUAAUCAGGACACCUCCAACAACGAUAAUGAUAAUCAAAACGAACACAGGAUACUAAAAAUUUUGUUGAAUCAACCGGACGAGGAUGAUUAUCAUUCGGAACAUAGCAACAAGCUUCGGACCAGCCCGAGCAAUCUCAACAAAAGUAACGUCGAGCAUCCGAAACCUUCCCUCGGCAACAAUAUGCUUUUACAGUUAUUGAAUGAGAAAAAUGACGAGGACGAAGACGCUCGAGCCGGUUUGAAGAAGCAGCACGAACUUCUUCAACAAUUACUCAAGGAUCCUGACGAGGAGAGAAAAAUGCAGGAACAACGAGAGAGUCGAGACGACGAUCCUCUACUUCGGAGCCUUGGAUUCCGCGCUGCUACGCCAUCCCCCUCCCAAUCCGGCGAUCAUCCGCAUCCAGCUACUUCGCAAGUCGGUCAAAAAAGGCCCGGUGAAGAUGGCAAUAUGAAUAUGGCCGUUAAACGACCCAUGGAUGGAUCGCAUCAAGUAUCCUCUUCCGGAACCGGAGCCUCUAGUACCGUUACUAGCAAAUUGUGGGAGAAAAAUAAAAUGUUGGCAUCGCUGCUGGCCAAACAGCCAUCCCAGCCAGCGACUAUUCCGCCAAUACCCGCGUCUGUGAUAUCGGCAACUCCACAGGAUAAGCUGCCUCGCGUUGUCGACCGAUUGAAGCAGCAACAGCCAUGGUCGGGUGGUAGUAUGCAACCGAUUGUCAGCAACGCGACAACGACAACCGCGACCUCGGCGCGUACGCCUUUACAAAACCAAACGAGACAACUACCUCGUCAAGCAACCUACCUCAAUCACAUGCUAAGUCAACAACAAAGGCCCCAAAUGGGACAAAUGGAUACAGAAUUUAGCGGUAGCGGCGAUUACCGUCCUGCCGGAAUGGACCCAAACUCGUGGGACAAUCAGUCGUCAGAUCCAGAUCUGUCGGACAUUUUGGAUCAGGUUAUAGAAUUUGUUCCGGACGAAGCUAUCGCGGGUCUAGCGUCUCGUUUGACAGAAUCGUCCGCAAUAGCGAAUCUAUUGGAUGCUAUUGAAUCGCCACCCAUGAACGAAAAAAUGGCUAUUAAUGCCAUACAAAAGUCAUUGAUGUUAUGCGAGACUGCAGUGAAUCCAACGUCUUCCACGAUCACGAUGCCUGGUACACCUCCGGCUUAUUCGACAGCGCUGGGUAAUACGUCAGUCACAACGAGUCACAACUACCAACCACCACCAAUGUAUCAACAACAAUCGAGGGUCAGAUUCAACGCCCAGCCAGGAAUACGACAAAAUGCUGCACAGUUCACUCAGCAUCAGCAACAACGAGCCAAACUUUUGCAACAACAGCAACAACAACAACAGCAGCAAUUAAAACAGAGGCUUUUGCAGCAACAGCAGCAACAACAAUUACUCAUACCAUCCAAUGCAACAGCCCCAGACCAAAUAGCAUCGGGUAUCCAUAAUAUCGAUAGCUUACUUAAUAACACCGUGGCACCAAAUGUUUCGCUUCAGCGCUCCAAUGUACCAGAUUCUCAAGUCUCGCCGGGCUACGGGGGAUCCGUCCAGAUGCCUUCGGGCCACCGCCUUUCACACUCAUAUUCCCAUCCGGCAACGUUACCGCAACACCCGGUCGUUAAUAACAAUUUCAACAGCGGUCAACAAGUCUCGGCAGCUGCAGCGCGGCUGUCCCCACAUUCUCCCGCUGCUAUGAUGUCGUUUUCUCAUCCUCAACCGCUAUCACCUCGAGUUUCACAAGGCAAUUACGGAAAUAGUCCGCGGAUGUUCAACGUGAAUCAAACGAGGCAGCAGCAGCCGGCGCAACAGCAGCUUCAACAGCAGCAAAGAUCGAUGCCGUCGCCAGGUACACCGGCAUCGGCACGCCAAUCCCCAUUUCCGGCUGAAUCUUUCCCCCCACCGGCAUCGCCAACGGCUAGCCAAUUCCCGCCUGUUCCUAAUCCAAAUGCCGCCAAUCCCACAGCUCAGUAUCGUCUUCAGCGAGCCUCUUCGACACCUACCGCAACGACCCAGUUACCAGGUGGUAUUGGAUCACCGAGACAUUACGGAGGUGGUGUUAACAAGGAUCAACCACUAUUAUCACCUAGUCAUCAACACGGCGGUUGUCAACCAACGGCAAAUCACAAUCAACAGAAUCCAGCGAACAGCCAACAUUACACAAACCAACAACACACCUCAAUGCUUUAUCACACGAGUGCAAACAGUAUCAACAAUCAUGAUGUACAGAACAAUCAGUUUUGUUACGAUCGUACAUCGAUAUCGAUGUACGGUACGGGACCGGGAGAUCCUCAGGACGCGAGAUCAAUGCCUCCUAGUAAUACCACCGGUCACCAAAUGGGUGGUAAUACGAGCAGCACGGGCAGCAUGACUUCCGAAUUCGUUAGGCAAGAAUUGAGGGCUGUUGUUGGAGCGCGAACGCAACAGAGGGUGCCGAAUAAUUUGCAAAAUAAUCUCACCGGUCAAGUUACUCAGGACGAUCUUGAAGCUCUUGGUUUGCCGUUUGAGAUGUCUUCGGCAGGUGAGGCUGUGGUUAGCGAUGGCCCUGCCAAGAGUUGGGCCAUUGGGAGUGCCGGAAGUGCCCCCUCCUCCUCCAGGACUACUAUGGAGGAGGCGGUACGAGGUGAUCCAAAGUCAUCCCUUCUGCAGAAGUUACUGUCCGAGUGACUGCGGGUUGCUGGCCACUUUCACCCUGAAGAUUCGUUACAUGUAACAUAUUAUAUUUGAAUAAGAGAAAAAAAAAAUAUUGAGAAUGAAAAUGAAGAGAAAAAGGAGAUGAGAGAAACGGUAAAAAAACACGUAAAAAAACACGAAGUACACCUACAUAAAUACACGCUCUAUAAAUACGUAAUCGAUACUAUUGUAUUAUGUAUGUAAUACUACACGUACGAAGUAGUAUGCAGAUACGUUUCGCCAAAUACAUUUGUCAGCUGGUACGCGGUAAAUUUUCACGAUUAUUAGAUUUUCUUUCGUGUCUUAUUCUUGUUCGUUCAAUUCUUUUAUCGUUGUUCAUGAAGAAGGACUAUUUAGACGAUAAGAAUGAAAAUAUUUCGUUUGGAUUAUCGAAAAGCUUUUGGUAUUUCGUUGAUGACAUGAAAUGUGAACCAACCGAAUAUUCGAAUAGAAUUCGUUGUCAUAAGGGCGAAAAUAUAGAAGAUGAAACAUUACAAAUCUCCAUAAAUAACAAACAUUCGAAGAGAUUAAUGUUUUAGUCAAAAAGUAAGUGAAUGAGAUGAAUAGAGCUGGAGAUCGACAAAGAAAGCGAGAGAGAGAGAGAGAGAGUAAGAGAGAGAUACAUAUAUAAACAUAAAUAUAUAAAAAUAACAAAGACGGAAGAAAACCUCCGCGUACUCGGUAGGCACAGUACUUGGUAUCACUGAAAGAAACUACGUAGGUACCUCAAAGGUAUACUUUAUUAUACCACUUGGCUGUUGAACAUAGAACUAUUUAUAGGUUUAAUUAUUGUACACAAAAGAUAAACGAAUGAAAAGAAACAAAAAAGUAAUACGAAUGGAAACGAGAAGAAAAAAAAAAUCAUAGAGCACUAUCACGUUUUUCUCUUAAUUUAACAAUCUUUUUGACUAUUAUAUUAUGGAUAAUAUAUUUGUGAUUGUAAGAAUCUGCAACCAAAAUGUGACAAAGAAAACUUGUUGUUGUUAAUAUGAUUAUAAUAAUUAUUAUAAUAUAAUAACUAUUAUUUUAUUAUUAUUAUUGACAUUAUUAUUAUUAUUAUCACUAUUUUUAUUAAUAUUAUUAUUCAUUAUAAUUAUGGUUAUUAUCGCUAUUAUUAAUAUUAUGACUUUCAUUAUAAUUAUUAUUACAAAUAUUCUUGUUACGAUACAAUAUUACCAUAUUAAUACGGUUUAUUAUUAUUAUUAUUAUUAUUAUUAUUACUAUCAUUAUUAAUUAUUAUUACUAUUAUUACGAUUAUUAUUGUAUUAAUGGUAUUAGUAUCAUCAUCAUUAUUAUUAUUAUUACAAUUAUUAUUAUUAUAUUAAUAAUGAAUUAUUGAUAUCUCGAUAUUAAUAUUAUUGAAACACUCGGCGUAUACAUAUUUCUAUUCUAUUAUAAGGGUACCUAUAUAUAUGUAUAUAUAUAUAGGAAAAAAAAACGUUCAUAUAUAUUAUACAGGCGUAUAUAUGUACUAAAGAAAGAAAAAAAAUGACCUUCUAUUUUGCAUAGCUCAGUAAAUCUCUUUUUGGGUCUUAGAUGCACACUAAAAGAAUGAAAAGAAAGAAAGAAAAUCACUUCUAAACCACAUCUGUUAUAUAAAUACCAAACAUUUAAUAAUAUAUAUGUAUAUGUAUACAUACGUAUGUGUAUAUAUGCAUUCAUAUGCAAGAAAUCUCACGCAAGUGUCUUAUUUUUCCAUGGAGUUUAUCGGCAAUUAUUAAGGCUACAAAGAGAUUAAAAGAACGAGACGUUAGAAGAAGAGAAAAUAAAGAAAGAAAGCAAAGGGGGCUAAAUAGAGAAACCGAGAGAAAAAGAGAAAGGAGAGAGAGAGUGAGAUAACGGAACAGAAAUUUGGGACCGAUCGAUUCGAGUUCAAUGCUACACAGGAAACACUGCGCGUUCCCUCUAUUUGCUGCUAAUCAUAUAUUUUUUUGCAGAGCGGUGAAUAUGUAAUAAAAUAAUAAUGAAAAAAAAAGUAAAUGAGGAAAAUUCGUAAGCGAAAAUGUAUACCGAGCCACGGAAAGACGUGAUAAUUUAUUAUCUAAUCGUGAUUAUUUAUAUUAUCGAUUGGUAUAUUUCGGCGAGUUAUAUAUUUGAAUCGAUAUUUUCUUCGCUGUUCAGUGUUUUCUGCUUGCAUUCAACUAAAACGAGAGAUUGAAUCGUUAUUGUAUUAUUGAAGUUCAAUUGUUUGAGUGCAUUCUUCGGCCUUUGCCACCUCUCGGCUACUUUUUAUUUCUCACUCGAUAAAUUAUUUAAGAAUUAAAACAGAGAUUAAAUGAAAAAAAGAUUGUGGUAAAGGAGAAGAAGCAUUGAAGGAAAUGGUAUACUCUCUGGGAAACACGUUCGUGAGCCGCUCUGAAAUAGGUACAUGAACAUACAUACAUGUGUUUAUCGCAAAAUAGACGCGUUAUCUACGUUUGCAAGACCAUUACUUAGUUGGAAAGAACAAAGAAACAAACAAACAAACAAACAAACAAGUAAUGAGAAAACAAAACAAUAUUAAAAUCCCACACGCGUGUGUAUGUCCGUGUGUGCGUGUGUGUGUGUAUAUAGUGAGUUAUGUCAUAUAGAUAGAUCAUAUGUGCUUUCUAAUGAUGAAUAAUUUUAUAAAUAUAAACAUAAUACCGA
This is a messenger RNA of Venturia canescens, 10415 nucleotides long. RefSeq names its product nuclear receptor coactivator 2-like. Bases 2859 to 7781 code for a protein of 1640 amino acids. Gene Ontology annotation, molecular function: nuclear receptor binding; protein dimerization activity. Gene Ontology annotation, biological process: cellular response to hormone stimulus; positive regulation of transcription by RNA polymerase II. The transcript has 22 exons. The record is from RefSeq and is a predicted model, not a curated record. Gene Ontology annotation, cellular component: nucleus. Lineage: Eukaryota; Metazoa; Arthropoda; Insecta; Hymenoptera; Ichneumonidae.